This is a messenger RNA of Caretta caretta (loggerhead turtle), 5588 nucleotides long. RefSeq names its product nuclear FMR1 interacting protein 1 (gene NUFIP1). Gene Ontology annotation, molecular function: RNA binding. The record is from RefSeq and is a predicted model, not a curated record. Gene Ontology annotation, cellular component: nucleus. Gene Ontology annotation, biological process: box C/D snoRNP assembly. NCBI's taxonomy places the organism in Eukaryota, Metazoa, Chordata, Testudines, Cheloniidae.
GACGUAUAAUGCAGUGGCCGCCUGCGUCCCCCAUGUGGAGGCAGCCGCCGCUGGCAGUGGUAGCACGGGAGGCCGGAGGCGUCUGUUCGGGCCUGACAUGAAUCCGUUCGCCUGGUACCCGCCGCCUCCCGUGUUCAGGCCACCUGUGUUCUGCCCGCCCCCGGGGCCCCCCGCCUGGGACCCCAGCUUCUGGGCGCCGCCGCCUGGGGAUUAUCCGCCGCCUGCCGCAUGGUACCAGCCGUCACCGGCGUACGGCGAGCGGCCGACAGCCCCGCACCCAGGUGGAAAUUGCCAUUUUACCCAAGAAUGGCAAGCUGAACAAACACCUGCAUUUUUUAAACAUUCUCCAGGUGGAAACUUCAAGCAAAAGAACAAAAGGAAAAAAGAACCAGUUUUCUCUCAUUAUUGUGAUACUUGUGAUCGUGGCUAUAAAAACCAAGAAAAAUAUGAUGAACACGUUGCACAGCACACACAGUGUGCAGAAGAUGGUUGCAGUUUCAGUGCACAUGAGAAGUUGGUUCAAAUUCACUGGAAGAAUAUGCAUGCUCCUGGUGCUAGAAGAAUACAAUUAGAUACUCCAGAGGAGAUUGCUAAAUGGAGAGAGGAAAGAAAAAGAAACUUUCCUACAUUGGCCAACAUUGAAAAGAAGAAAGCAUUACAGAAAGAAAAAGAGGAGAGAGGAGAAGUGCUGACAACUACGCAGUUUGGCAAAAUGAAGGGAAUGUGGAAAGCUCCACAAGGUGAAGAGACUUCUGGGUGGCAAGGAAGACAGAAGAAGAAGCAGAAGCGUCAGUUCUGGAAGAAGUUUAGGAAAGGUGAUGGAGAUGAUGCAUCUCUGCUGAAAGCUCAAAAUGCAGCUAGUGGACCAGAAAAUCGUACAUUUGUUAAGGAACCUGAAAAACAAUCUGUUUCUGAUGCACAGACCUGUAUGAAGGAUGUGGAUCCACUUGGCAUUCUGGCAAAUAGUGAUGCUGAGUCAGACAAGGAUGGAGCAACUGCAGAGGAUGCAAAGUUGGGAGUGACUGUCAUUCCGAAGCAGGUAACCUCUGCCCUGAGUUCACUGGUGGCCAACUAUGGCAGCACAUCCGAGAGCGAGCCAGAGGAAGUUCCUGCCAAGAUUGUAGCAAAAGCUCUUAAGGAAAAUCAGACUAUCCUCCGAAAUAUCCCUCAGGCUUCAAAUAUCCCUCAAAGUCCAAACAGUAUAAACCGCAAGGAACGUGCAGAAUUUACAAGUGCAACGUUGGCGAGCUCAAAUACAAACACAGGGCACUGCAGAGGUUCUGACAGACGGAGGAAGAAGUCGCUCCCUGUACUGCCCAAACGUCGUCCAACACUGCUGGAAAUGUUAUUAGCCCAGGACAUAAGACACGAAAGGAAUGUGAUUCUGCAGUGUGUUCGAUACAUCACCCGAAAUGACAUGUUUGGACUUCACUUAAAGACAGAACCAGUCGCUGAACCUGACAGUGGACAGGCUUCUAGAGCUGCAGCGGAGUUUUUGACGGACAGACCUGAUGGAUCUAAUGUUUCUUAUAGCUCUGACCGUCAAUUAGCAGAUGGAGAACAAGAUGCAUUAUUUAUAGCUCAAAGUGAAAAAGCAGCUAUCAGUCAGGCAUCACAGAUGAUUCACUAUAUAGAUGAGGAGACAUGGGAAACCCCAGCAAGUCGAUGUGAAGAAAACUGACGUUUGUUACGGUAUGCCUGUGUCAUGGAGGGUGGACCAAAGGCUCAACUUUUGUACUUCACUGAAAUAUUUUUUGAAAGACAGUAGAAUAGAAAACAAAAAUCCUAUCUUUUGUAUUUUAAGAACCAUUAAAACCACUUUUCUGAACACUCUGCCAGAAGUGACCCUUUCCUUGUGGAAACUGCAUCCAUUUCAGGUGGCUCUUUGCCUUCUACUUGAAAAGUUCAGUAGUGGAGCAUAGUUACAACUUUCUUCAGUAGCAAUCUUUGUUUGCCCCCUGGGUUUGACUUGAGGACUCUUCAUUACAGAAUAUGCCAGUGUUUUAAAACCAUAAUCCGAGCAAAAUUAUGCUGUUGAUAAUGGUGCUCUCGAACAUGCUCAGACAACCAGUUGUCACCGGAGGCCCUGAAUGUUUUGAAAUAAAUUUUUAAUACAUCUCUCAGCUGUUGUUGGUUUAAAAUAUAAAAUUUACAAAACAGUUGGUUUGGCUCUAAAACUUUCACACCGAAAUCUACCACUAGUACAAUAAAUCAGUUGAGCAGAGAGAAUGGAAGCACAGUUAAGGUGGUGGCAGCUUUAGAUGGGAAGUUAAGUAGAGAGUAGAAAAUUGCUUGAAAUCAUUCUUUAAGUGACAAACCAAUAGCUACUGCUACCUUUUAUCCAUCCUUUAAUAUCUGCCUGUAACUUUAGACAUAGCUUCACCUCAAGCCUUAACUGCUGUAGCUGGUCAUCCUUAUUGCUUGUAGGAAUGAGGGCUAUAUUUUACUCUGUAUUUAAAUUAUAAUUUUGGAGUAAAGGAGGCUUCCUAGGAUGAGUUUCUCUUUAUCUCCCCUAGUUAAUAUAAAAUUAAGACUAUUAUCUGGCAUUCUAUAACCUGUUGUUUUCUGAUUCAUUUUUAAAAUGCCAGUGACACAUCCUGUGGAUUUCCUUGGAAUUGUGCUAUUAAUGUCACUCAUACAAAAUGUUCAUUCCUCUCUGUGGUGCCUGAAGUUAUAAAUCUCAUACAAGCUUUUAUGAGCUUUAAAGUUGCAUUAGUUGAGGAUUUAAAAAUAAGUUUGCCACCUUUUGUUAAAUUGUGUGUACAUUUGUCAGGUGCCUUCUUGUGAAGUUCACCUGUCAGUUUGUCUCGCUCCUAGUGGAAAUAUGAUAUGACAGUGACUUAGUCCAUUCAUCUGCUUAAAAAUAGUUCCCCACAUUCUGUAUUUUAGCCACAAUUCUUACAUAUUGUAGGCUCAGUUUCUAAAUUAAAUUGCCUUCUCAGGAAAUGCAUUGAUCUUUCUUUGCUUUACUCAUUCUGGUACAAGUGCACCCCUCCAUCUAACCUGCAGAAUGCUACGGACUGUAGGUUUUUUUUGUAUUAUCCAAUAGCUGUAUGUAUUAAGUUCUCUUGUUCAGUUUUUAAAACACUUGUCAGUUUUGUGGAAAUAAAUCUUGUUCAUGGAGUACAGGAGGCUGGGAAUAGCUGAAAAAUUCCAUCUUUACUGCUCUACUAUAUAUAGCUACACUGUAUACUAUGUAACAUACUGUGUACAUUUAUGGAAUUAUAUAAAUAUUGGCACCUAUGUAAGAGGGUGGUGAGUCCUAGGAAUGUGUAUAUGUAAUAGAUUAUUAAAUACAGCAAUCAUAAACUUGUUAUAUUUGUACUUGCAAUCCAGAUGACUCAUCCUUCCCAUGGUGGUCCCACAUACCAUCACUUCAUUUUAUUACCUUGAGUGUGGCUCUUACACAGUUUACUGCAGUGAAAAACAGCGAAAAUUUAGCUAAGGAGAUUGGAACUUUACAGAAUUUGGUUUCUGGAUACACUUGUAUUCAGACUGGUAUGUGUGUGGGGAGGGGUGUCAAAUCAGCAGUUGCAUUGUUAUACCAAUAAAAUAAAAACCAGCAGGAUCUUAUUGUGAAUACAGAAAGAAUCAUAGUAAGCAGUUAGUUAUAGCUAUAACAUUCCAUUCAAUCUCAUAUUUAUUCACACACACAAGUUCUGCAAGGUUAUCAUCAUAGUUACCAGCCUUAGAGUUGCUCGUGCCAAGCCACUGGUCAGGUGGCCUGGACACGAGGAGGGAGCAGGGCCUUGUCAGAUGCACAUCUGACGCUCCUGGAAGUUGGUUUGCAGAAUCAGACCCCAAAGUUCUCACUUUCUAGAGUCCAUUUUUAUAGGAAUUUCUUCCUAUGCAAGUCUAUGGGAAUUGCUUCAUCAUGCUGUUGCUGAAUCAAUCAGCAGAUGGCACAUUUCUGACGGCUCUGUGUUCUUCGGUUCUCCCAUCCUUGAGGCUGUUGGGUGGAUUUCAGUCUGUCCUCUGGUUGUUUCCACUUGACCCCUCCUUCAGCCGAUGGACACUGGAUUCUUAGGCUGGUACCUCCCUGAUCAUUCAGUUAUUAUCCACAUCAAGCAUCCAUCCACAUACAUCUUCUAUCUGUAUUUUAAUCACAGUUGUUAACAAAGCGAGAUAAAUACAACAAAAGGGCAGGGAGUCUCUGUGUGCUGUUUCUGUUACAAAGUAUUGCUUUGAGUCUCUCUCUGUGUGAGUAGUUGUUGUUACAAAGUACUGCUUUGAGAUUGGACUCUGUCUUAGGAUGUACUAACACAAUUAGCAGCUUGCAUGUUUCACACAGAGAGGGAGAGAAACAGUAAAAACAAGAGACCAAAAACCAAGAGACCUCUUAAUUAGUAAUACUCUGGAAUUUAAACUCAUUUGUGAUUUUAAUACAGAACUUCUUUAAUAUGAUCCAACAGCAUCAGUGUAGUAAACAAAAAAUGAGCAAGUUAGGAUUACUACAGAAUUGCACUUUUGGGGGUAGGAGGGGGGUAACUAAUCCACCGCCCCUUAAGGGCUUGCUCUUGUUCCUGUUGAAGCUUGUGGCAAAUCUCCCUUUGCAGAGGGAGGUCCUGUGUGAGGAAGGCUCUGCUAUGAAUUGCUUGUACCUCUGUUCCCUGACUGAAGAUCAUUAAAAUUCUACAAAAAGUAGAUAUAGCCCCAUUAGAAGUCCUUCUCUUCCUCCCACCCUCCCGUUGUGUGGUUAGGUACCUUUCUGGGAAAAACAUUUAACAUAGAAGGACUACCUGUCUUAAAUCAAUAAUACAUUUUGCUUUUGUGGUGUUUGUACUGCAUAUAUUUAAAACUGCCCUUUGUGCUCCAGGAAUGAACUGCUUCUGCUUAAUCUAAGGGGAGAUGGGUAGGCUGCAUUAAACCAGGAAUAGCAGCUGUGGGCCGUAUACAGAAAACCCCACUUUUUCACUUUGGUUCCUUUUGUAGGUCAAUAGGGAGUUUCACCUGACAUUCCAGAAUUAGCUUUCCUAAUACCUUUCAUCUAGCCUUCACAUUGGAAUGUUAAUGCUGUAAUUUCCUGUCUUGCUUAUGUCAAGCAGCUGCAGUUUUGUUUCUGCAGCUUUGCCUUUUCUUUUUGUAUCCGAGUAUGAUGAUGGAUUUUUUCCUCCCACUUGCAUGAAGAUGCCUGUCUGUGGCUGUGUAAGAAAUAACCAGUUGCAUUUUGAAUGUGCAGUGGUUGAUUUCUUUAUUAUGCUAUGCAUGGCCUUUAAUUGUUUCAUUAUUGAUUUUUGGUUGGAUUAUGGCAUUAUGGUUUGAAAAAUGGUACUUUCAGCCUUUGACUUGCACUGGAUAAAAGUACUCAACAUUUUACUGCCCCCUCCCCCUUCCAGCUUUGGUAACUUAGCUACAGAAGAUGUCUGAAUUAAAUUCAUUACCCUCCUUUUAAAAUUCCAUGUUUCACUUAUUAAUCCAGAAAAACUGAAGUCUGUUUUUACAGCUGUCUAAACCUUAGUCAAGUUUGUGAAUGGUGAUGUGACUUAACAGACAACUCUGUUUUGUUUGAACAAUGCUUCUCAUUUAUGGGAUAGCUUCUGUCUGUGAAGGGAAUAAAGAAAUGAACUUUGUGGCCUUGUAUUACUGAA